AUGGGCGCGCCCCUGACAGCUGCGGCUGCUUCAGAGCCAGGGCAGGUGCGCGCAGGGCCCUCGGCCUUUGGGGAACGAGGGGCAGCCUGCGUCUUCCGAGUUCAGACGGGGGUGCCGCCAGCUUUCCCCUUGAGCCCGGGGCGCCGGCCCGGCGCGGCCCUGCGGAAGCCCCUGGAAAAUUCCACCGUGUUUAUCGGAGGGACUCGUGUGCAGAUGCUCAUAUGCCCGCGAGGGUGGACCGGCAGCUUCUCUGACGGAUGGUGUCCGGUCAAGCAGCAUCCAGUGUCCUGGGGUCCUUGUUGUGACACUGGGGCCCUGGCUCCUGAAGCAGAGAAGGCACCACCGCUCUGGAGGGGGCCUGGGGCCUGGCCUGGCCCACUGGAUCUCCGGGGUUGGCGUUGGUGGGCUGGAGUCCUCGGACCUGAGCCUGGGGAGUCGCCGGGCCCCACACCCACAGCGGGGAUUCUGCAAGUCCUGACACAUCCCCGCGAGGCUCCUGGCUGCCCCAAAGUGAACCCUCCACUGACGCCUUCCAGCUCCAGGUGUCGGGAGAGGGUGUGCCUGCCGCGUCUCCGGUUUCCUCGUGUGCCUCGGGGUGUCUCCGCUCUGCUCCCAAGUGCGGGAGACGGCACAGUCUGCAGUGUGAAGUUCAAAGUCGUGCUCGCUGCACAGACUUGUGAGUGUGCAGCGGAUGCCUGUGUCCACCUGAGGCAGGUGUACUGUUGCAUCUCCUGCGGGUGCCCGCUGGCCAUCUGCCAGGAGAGCUGGCGCCUCUGCCCUGAGCCUGCACAGCCGCCGACGCGAGACCGUGGCGCUCAGCCUCGCCAGCCCCCCGCCAGGAGUUACCCGCCUGCUAAGAUUUCUCUAGGAUUUCUCUCCUAUUUGGUCCAGGCUUGUAGGGGAAUUUGAUACUUAAAAUACCUUAGGGGUUUUACUAAGUAAAUAAAAUACCCAAGAAAGGUUAGGCAUCCCCUACCCAGCGCUUAGGUUCAUUUAAUAACGCAAAGGUCACUAAGAACCACUCUUGGGGCGUGGGUGUCCCGGGGACUGAGCCCAGCACGCUGAGCCGCGUCCACGGGCGCGCUCCUCGAGGCCAGUCUGUUUCAGCGGGACCCGCGUCCUUCGCGUUGGCUUGGUCUGAACGUGCCUCUGCAGGAGCCCGAGGGGUCCACAUCUUCUCCUUCUGGCUGGCUUUGCACCGAGGCUGAGGAGCAGGCCGCUUCCCGAACGACAGACCCCGUGCAGCCCCGGGAAGGACUCA
Molecule: messenger RNA, 1261 nt
Organism: Suricata suricatta (meerkat)
Lineage: Eukaryota; Metazoa; Chordata; Mammalia; Carnivora; Herpestidae
Exons: 5
Coding region: 1-909 (302 amino acids)
Source: RefSeq, a predicted model, not a curated record